AUGUACUGUGACGAACCAGAGGAUGGCCAAAUGCUGUUCGAGGCCUCCCGUCGCAUUGUCGCUCAUCACUUGAACACACUCUAUACCCGUGAAAACAAUACUAUACCUAUCUGGAUCUUCACCACGCUCUUGCUGAACUGUGUCUUUGGUCUACCGGGAGGCAAGUCUAGUGAGAGCGACAUUACCCUCGGCAGCCUUGACAGCUUGAUAAACCUCGCGCGAGUCAUCGAAUCCGGCCCGGCAAUGGAUCUCGUCGAUCAGGCAUCCACAGUGGAGGAGAAAUGGAAGAGUUACAUAGAGGGAGAAUCUCACCGCAGAUCAAUUUUGUGCUUCAUUGUUGUGAGUGGUUUGUGGUCAGUGGCAUACGAGCCAAUCGUCAAUGUCCUGGACUUUCCGUUCAGUCUGAUCGAAUUUCCGUGGUCGGAGACCUUGUGGAAUGCUCGUUCAGCCGUCCAAUGGCAUGUACUAUAUCAGAACCCGAGAAGUCGAUCGCCUGGCAGCUGGUCAGAGAAUGUGGAGGCGCUGCUGUUCGGCAAGCCCCAGCCAUUAAACGGUCUGGCCUCUCUUUGCCUUGUAGUCGGACUUCUACUCUACAUCGAUGGGCUCCGACGGGAAGCAGUUCUCGACGUUGGCGAGAUAAACUCAUACCUGCAGCAUGCUCUAGAUCAAUGGUUCCAGAUACAUGACCGGACAAGUAUGGAGAAUCUGGCUCUCAAUCAUCUAUGCUAUCCUGCUGCAUAUUAUCUGCGCAUCUCCCUUGUCGUGGACAUCCGGCAGACAAUGGACCUCAUGCGCAGCAAGCAGUUUGCAGCCAUGCGAAAGGUACUCCGUGAGGGUGAUUUGGUCCAGGCAGCUGCCUUUGCGCGAGCCGCGAUGAUUCCGUGGGUGAUUAGCCGGCGGAAUCAAACGUCCAUGGUCGCAAUCCCAUGCGGGGUGGUUAUCGCGGAGUGGGCAAUUGACGUGAUGGACAACCAGCCUGAGGAUUCGCCUCAACGGGAAGUGCUUCGGGGGUUUGAGAACUCGAUCCGCGAAUAUUGGCCUGUAGCGCCCUUUGUGACUUCUGUGGAUGUCUGGAGGGCAGUUCGGAGAAUUAUUGCUAAUGGACCAGUUACAACGGCUUUAACGCGGAGUAUGGAUGCAUACGAGAUGUCUCUAGCAUUAGCUUAG
This is a messenger RNA of Aspergillus fischeri NRRL 181, 1167 nucleotides long. RefSeq lists its product as uncharacterized. The record is from RefSeq and is a predicted model, not a curated record. The transcript is spliced from 5 exons. Gene Ontology annotation, cellular component: chromatin. Gene Ontology annotation, biological process: regulation of transcription by RNA polymerase II. The coding region runs from base 1 to 1167 and encodes 388 amino acids. Lineage: Eukaryota; Fungi; Ascomycota; Eurotiomycetes; Eurotiales; Aspergillaceae. Gene Ontology annotation, molecular function: DNA-binding transcription factor activity, RNA polymerase II-specific; RNA polymerase II cis-regulatory region sequence-specific DNA binding.